This is a messenger RNA of Poecilia reticulata (guppy), 3828 nucleotides long. RefSeq names its product dishevelled-binding antagonist of beta-catenin 2 (gene dact2). Lineage: Eukaryota; Metazoa; Chordata; Actinopteri; Cyprinodontiformes; Poeciliidae. Gene Ontology annotation, cellular component: cytoplasm. Gene Ontology annotation, biological process: negative regulation of nodal signaling pathway. The record is from RefSeq and is a predicted model, not a curated record.
AGGUAGUUUAAAACCUAAACUGGUGGAGAUCGGCCGCAGCAAGGCGAGAGCUGCGGUUUUCCAGCUUAGAGCGGAUCUUUGUGUGAGAGCAUGCUGAGCAGGAAGGGCUCCUCCGCGGGCACGGUGGACCGCGGCCGGGUGCGGGAGCGGCUGCAGGCUGCGCUGGCCGGGCUGCAGGAGCUGCGGCUGCUCCGGGACCGGCACGGAGACAUGGUGAGCUGGGCUCUGCAGCUGGACCGGGAGGAGCCGGUCAGCGCGCUGCACGCUGACCCGGAGGAGGCUGAGGAGCAGCGGCUGGAGGCGACCCUGACCGCGCUGAAGCAACAGCUGUCUCGUCUACGGAAGCAGGAUGUUGGCCUGAAGACUCACCUGCAGCAGCUGGACCAGCAGAUCAGUGAGUUGAAGUUGGAUGUGAGCAAGGCCUCCACUGAUCAGCUGGAGAGUGACAGCAGGCCCAGCUCAGGUUUCUAUGAGCUCAGCGACGGCGGCUCUUGCUCCAGGUCCAACUCCUGCACAUCUGUUUACAGCGAGUCCCUGUCAUCCUCCCAGACCAGCCUCAUUCCCCUGAGCCCAACCGGCUGCCACGUUAGCCCCCCACCACAGGUUGAUGUUUUCCACCGCCGCUCUGUUGAUGAGAGCCCUGGCCAGCCCAACCCUCCACGGACCACAGGCCUCCAUCUUGGCAGCAGCAGAAUCCGAGCCAGCGCCAUAGGCACAGAUUAUCAGACACGGCCGAGGCCGGUGUCAACAGGAGAUCUUGAAAGAAUCAUGGCUCAAGGAUUGGGCUGCUUCAGGUCUGCAGAUGCAAAGAAACUCCCAGUGUGUCCGAAACAGAAGAUCUCCCCUGUGGAUCCCAAAUUCCAGCGUCAUCUGGAGACAUGUGGUGGCACUGAAGUUUACCCGUACCCCAGUCCUCUGCAUGCUGUGGCUCUCCAGAGCCCGAUCUUCUUCCAGGGGGGUGAAGACGGGAAAUUGGUUCUCCAAGAGGGGCAAGGAGCCUCAUCGAACGGCUACGACUCUCUCCAAAUGGGUUACAAAAACAAGAGCCUGGGCUACAUUGACAAGCUCCUCCAGCGCACCUUGAGCAAAAGCCAAAUUAAUGCAAGUGCAGAGACAGUGGAGAUACAAGACAGCAAUCAGAGGAAGCCAGCUGAAAAUAUAAAUGUGUCUUUUGAAGUGUCUCAAAAACAUGAGUACAGCUUAAUUCCUCCUCAAGCUAAAAACCAAAAUCUUCCAGUGAACGGUGAGCAGAACAGGAACCGUACUGUAUACUCCAACCAAGAGCUGAAUGAUAGGAAGAGCCACGAGUCACUGAGAGGCCCAGAAAUUCAAUGCAGGUAUUCCUAUCUCACUGUCAUGAAGGAGUACAGCUCUGAUGAAGUUUCACACUCAACCCUAACGAAGAACGACAAACCCAAAACAGAAAACUCAGGCUUCCCAAGGAAUCAUUCUGAUAAAAACUGUGGUGAGACAGUUGAGACAGCGAUGAGGAAGAGUCACUGGCAAAGACCGGUUGUUCCUCAAACGUCAGGCACAGAGAGUCCAGGCUUUGAGGUCCAGAGCAGUCAUACAAACUCUCCUGAGUUUGUCCAUGCCAAGUUUGUCCCUGCCUCCUCACAGAGGGUCAAGGUUAGACAAGCGGACCGCAAAACCAAGGCUGUGAAACUCAAACGAAAAAGCUCAGACAAGCCCCGAGUGUUGAGACAGCAACACAGCUUCUCAUCCGGUGAAAGAACCAAAGAGGUCGGCUUUGGAGCCAGAGGGGAGCAGAGGAGAUCAGGAAAGGGGAAAGUCAGUGAGAAAGGUAGCGCCUGGCAAACGCACGAACACAGACAGCGGUCCAGCUCCGAGUCCAGUCUCUACAGUCCUGGAGUCAGAAUCACCCAGAAGGGCCACCCUAAACCACAUCCAGUCCCUGCUUCAUCAAAGCUCAGCAAGAACCGUAGACCACAGUCCAUGGAGUACGAGCAUCCAGUUGAGCAACGAAGAAGGAGACAGGCAACCCCCAAAUGGCAAUCUGAUGUGGACAUUUACCAGGCACCCUUUCUUCAGCACCAGAGGUCAAAGGAGAGCAUGCAGAUGGUCCGAAGUCUUAAGCCAGGUCAAUGGAUCGGACCUUCACACCCUUUCCACUUCUCCAUGUCGUCCAGCUCUUUCCUCCAAAGUCUUAAUGCCAGGUAUCCUCCAGCUCCCUUCCACAUGACCAGCAUCUACCCACCCAGAUGUGAGUCUGAGUACUCAGCUGAGUGCGCCUCGUUGUUCCACUCCACCAUCGCCGAAAGCAGUGAGGGUGAGAUGAGCGACAACACCACCAACCGCUUCGGAGACAGCGAGUCCAGCCAGAGCUCCCAGUCCUUCUCUGACUCCGACAGCAGCCUGUCCCUGGAUGAGGAGGAGCGGGUGGAGAUAAACGAGGCGGCGGAGGGUGGGAUGGUGUGGGCCGAGGCGGCUCUGGGGCCCACCGCAGCCGGGCAGCCCCUCCGUCAGCUCCCACCGCGCCCCGAGCCUACGGCCUGCCGCAUCAAAGCUUCCCGAGCCCUGAAGAAGAAGAUCCGGCGAUUUCAGCCAGCCUCCCUGAAGGUCAUGACCCUGGUUUAGAUAAAAGAUGCCCUGCGGCAAGAAUGAAGACUCCUCUGUGUGGGAAAGCCCCUCUGUGUGGUGGGAACUGCUUUAAAAAAUAGCUUAACCAGAUCUAAUGAAGUCUCUAGGACAAUACCUUUAAUCUGGACUGCAUUCAUCAAACACAAACAAGGAGAUUGUAUGAAAGCAUAUAUAACACUAUAAUCACAAUUAAACUUCCUGCUAAAGGACUUAAGUGUUCAAACACAUUUCUGUCUUUUGUAUUUUCUUUUAGCAAGUAACUGUUUUCUGUUCUGCUUUAAUUUUCCUUACAUAUUGCAAUUAUUGAUGUUUGACUCAUAAGAAUAAACUGAUAUUUAAUUAAUGCUGGGCCGGUUUUCUCUGAGAAUUAUCAUCCAAGUUUUUCUGUACGUUUACCAAGCUAACAAGAACAUCAAGAUGUCGCCCUGGCGCUACUGCCGCAGGUUUUCUUCAUAAACAUGACUAAAAUGAUCUCGUCUGGUUAACUCUGUCCCCUCUGGGUUUCUAUUUAUCUGCCAUAAUGGAAGCAAUCUCCUGCUAAUCUUCACAAACAUCCCGCUGAGACGGACCAGUUUAGCAUAGAUAGCUCUCAUGGCCCCCCGCCUUAUCUGGCUUCCUGACUCGGCUCAGCCGUUCGUUUUAAUAAGCCGCAGCUUCAACAAUCAGACCAGACAGUCGUGUUUAAUUAGAGGGUGAAACUCAUCAGCUUCCCUCUUUUCCCUGCAGGCAAACAUUUACAGAGAAUAAACUGAAAACACACCCACUCCUUAAGAGUUUCACAAACAGACAUUAGCAUGAUGAGGGCUGAAGUUGGGCCCAGUGAACAUAUAGAGAAAUGCUGGAAUUAAAAAAGUAUUUGCACCAUGAGAGAGUUUUCUGUUGCUGGUUUGGGUUUAAAGAUAAACGGGAAUGUGCAGCGUAAGAAGCGUCCACAGAGGGUGGCGGAUGACUGAGGCUGGAAUCUGAUUUGAACCUUAUGAUUCAUGUGAGCUGCGUUUCUUGAUGGUCCCACUGCUAAGGGCGGCACCAACAUAUGAAAGGAGAGAAAAAAGAUUUCUGUCAGUUGAGCAGUUAAUGUACAGUAUAUUUCCAUUAAAAAUGCAAAUAUGUGUUAUUGUUAUAACAUAUGACUUCAUGCAACAGUUAUAAUGUUGAUUUUGGUUCAAGAUAUAAAGUUUUCUGUGAUGUCCAAAAAAUAAACAAGCAAAAAAAAACAAAGCAAAAUGA